Psilocybe cubensis is the source of this 4122-nucleotide messenger RNA. RefSeq lists its product as uncharacterized. The transcript is spliced from 9 exons. Lineage: Eukaryota; Fungi; Basidiomycota; Agaricomycetes; Agaricales; Agrocybaceae. Bases 1 to 4122 code for a protein of 1373 amino acids. The record is from RefSeq and is a predicted model, not a curated record.
AUGCCACUGGAGAAGGAAUAUUCUAUAGCGGCUGACUCUACAGUAUCUUCUCCGCCUCGACCUCCAGUCGACGCGCCAAUAGAAAACAAGCGUGUCAUCCGUACCUAUGGACGCCCCCGCGAAGAGCCGCAGGGCGGGGACGCAGAUUCCUCUGGCCUCUACACGACGAAAUUCAGCCUAGCGCGUGAUAGCGUGCACAAGACAGCGCCUCCUGGUUUGCUCGACGUGAUUCCUCCAAGUUCACCCUGCGCUCGUCCUGAUGGUGGCCAACUCGUCGAAGAUGGCGACGACAAUGAAUCAAGUACUGCGGGAAGUCCUAAAUUCAAUUUUGGUUGGAAGGCGAAAUUGAGAGCUCUCGAUGAUGAUGAUGAGGAUGAUGUGGGUGACCACGAGCAGAAAAUGUCUGUGGUUUCCGAACGUGACGAUGCGCCGAGCGGGUCGGCAUUUGGCCAACCUUUGUUACUUCAAGCCACCGCCGAUACCUUAUCUUCACCAAGCACCCCUGCUGAAAGGAAAUCCCUUUCACUACUGACUUCCGUUAUUGACAGUUCAUUUAAUGCCGAUCCAUUUUCUGUCCCUGCAACAACACCCGGUGAUUCAAGUCCCCACCGUUCUUUUACUCUUUCAUCCCCUUCUGCUCCUCGGCCCCUUGUUUCUCGUGGUCGCAUUCGCAAGGCUAUUCUUCAGGAUUCUGACUCAGAACACGAACCACCGAAGGACUCAUCGUCCACUGCCGCGUCAGGAUCAAGUAGACGCAAGUCGCGUUCACCAUCUACACAGCCGACAUCUGAAGAUGAAAUGACGCUGCAAAAUCGGAACAAAUCUCAAUCAGCUGGCAAGAAGAAAUCAACUCAGCCGCCACGGUCAAGUGUUCCGCCCCUUUUGUUCACAGAGGAUCCUGCCGGCGAGAUAAAAAAGGGUAGUGAUGAGAAGAAGAGGAAGAAGAAGGGACCAACAAACAAGGAAAAGGUAGAGAUGGUGAAGGAAAGGACUCGCUUAGCGGCUCAAGUUCCUGUAGCUAUACCACGAACUGAGACGACCUCUAAAUAUUCUAAGGAUUCCUUGUUUGCAAGAAUAUCAGCAAAAAACCAAUCAAAUCAGCAUGCCUCGACUUCUACUCUUCCCACCUCAGACCCCAUUGCUUCGUUCUCCUCCCCAAUGCCAAUCUCAAUGCAAAAUGAGAUACCACACUCACAUUCUGUACGGCGCUCAAAACCUUCUAUAAUCCAUCGUUCCCCCUCACCCGCUCAUCAUGAUUCUGGUGAAGACUCCGAUUUGCCAGACAUUGGUCAAGUUCUUGUUGCCGAUUUGCAAGGGGAUGCAAAGAGAAAGAAUUUACUACUCCUGAAGCAACGUGCUCUAGAACAGCAGAAACGGACUAUUGUCCCUGACGAAGAUGACGACGAUUUGCAGAUCAUGCAAUCGCCUAAAGUAGUGGUAAAGGAAGAGGAAUCCCAUCGUCGUGCGAUACAUAAACGUCCAUCAGAAGGUCGUAAGCGACAAAUGCAUCUCGCGCAAAUUAAUCCAUCCAAGCAAGCGGCUAAACACGAAUCGCCCAUUCGACGAAGAGAUAAUGGAGAAAGUUGCCUGUCAGUGCUGCAUCACGCUGGGCCCAUUGAACCGAAGAAAUUAAAUCAAAUUCUGGCGGCUGAGGUUCAAAGGAAUGCGAAACAGGAAAUGGAGCGCAAAGCAGCUGAAUGGCAGAAAUAUGGUGGGCGUACUGGUAGCAACUCAGAAAGCAUUGCAGCUCCAGGUCUGACCUCCAUUUUACAAACAUUGGCCGAAAAGGGAUUAAAAGCCGCAGAGAAUUCCCCAGAACUGGUAGAAAUGGACAUGGACGAAGGCGAAGAUGAGAGUGAUGAAGAUUGGGACCCCGCACUCCGUGGUUCUGCUUCACCGGAGCCAGCUGAGGAAGAAAACGACGACCAAGAAGAGGGCGAUGAAAAUAUGCCUCCCAAUACAGAAACUAGUAUUGGUGACGAGUUUGACGAAGGGCUGCAUGUUCGGCCAACACGCAGAUUGGUAGUGAACUCUGAUUCCGAGGAUGAAGACAACAAAGAGAAUGAUAAUGAGUUAAUAUACGAUCAUAGUGAAGACAAGGAGAACACCGCAGUUGUUCGUCAUAACCAUCCCAGAGGCGCUCCGCUCUCACUUUGCUCCAGCGAGGAACCUACUAGUCCGUCGUUACUAUCGGUAAGGGCGCUAGGAUCCAGGUCCCGAGAGACCGACCUGGAUGACGACUUGCCCACCAGCCGCAGAAGGCCCUUGAAAGAAUUGGUGUCUGAUGAAAGCCCUGAAAGCACUCAAGUCUUGUCCACAAAUCUGACCCAGUCUUUUACGGCAAAGCUUCAACAGGCGUCACCCUUGCCUAAUACACGUUCCCCGGACCCUAUAUUGAACCCAUUGUUCAAUGAGAAUUCAGGUUCUGGAAAGCUAGGUGGCGGGUUUUCGCAGUUUUCGCAAGGGGAAGGUGAUAUCUUCGGCCCUGUAUUAUCGCUUCAGCCAGGUUUCUCUGAUCUGUUUGAGUCGACUGAAUCGAGUACAAACAUUUCGAACGAAACGAAUCUUCAUCGUACAGACACCUUGGACUUGACCCAAGAUGUUGUUGUCGUCAACCAGUUGCAACCAGCCUUCCAAGCAAGUGACAAUUUGUUAAGGAAAGCUGAUGCUAUCUUCGAGAAGGAACAAGAAUUUGUGGUGGAAGAUGCUCAAAGGAAAGAGCACAAAGAAAAGAAGCCCCAGUUAUAUGUUAACGACCAUGGUUUUCUGACUCAGACCAGGCCUACAGACGGCAGUCCUGAAAUUUAUCGAGCACCAUCAUACUCUUUGACUCAAGGGAGCUCUCGUGCCCCACUCCGCACGCUUUCUAUGACCUCGUCGUAUCCGGAAUCCCCAACCCAGCCUUCUCCCAGGCGUCGUCUGCGUAGACUUUCGCAUACGCCUCCUCUCACGGAAAAUCGGGACUAUAGUCCCGAACCGCCGCUAAGGAGGUUCAACGCGUUCGAUGUGCUCAAAGGUGGGGCAGAACGACAGAAGAAACACGAUAACAUCAAAACCCGACCUGAUCUGGCUGCAUACCUGGAGAAUGAGGCUGCUGAAUCGGACGACGAGGAUGCAUUUGGAUUCGCAAAACCAAAGGACGCAGAUGAUGAGGAAACCGCCGAAGACCUUGACGCAACACUUGAAGAACUGAUGGACGAUAAAGAAAUGGAUGAAAACACCAUUGCGCCCGACUUGGUUCACGCCAAAUUCAUGGAACAACUGGAAGCCGAAGACCAAGAGAACGAGAAGUUCCAUCAAGGAGUGAUCCAGGGUGAACAACGUCUGAAACGACGCCGUGGUGUUGAAGUCGACGAUAGUGAUGAAGAAAGCGAUGACGAUAACAACGAGAGAGCUCGACGAGCGAUGAAAAAGUUGCGAAAAUCAGAUCGCGGUGAUAUCAAGAGUCUUGAGGAGAACGAGGCGACCAGAGCCUUUGCGGAGGCGUACAAUCAGACCCUGAAAGAUGACGACACAGAAUUCUUGUAUCUUGAGAGGGAGACGGCCAUUGACGAUAUUGAUGGCAGCAGAAUGCAGAUGGACGAGGAGGAUGAAGAGGAGAUCGAGUAUGAAGAGCCUGAAACUAUCAGCCAUGACGAAAUUGUUCGCCAGAUUCGCCUAAACAAGGAAGAAGGGAUCGAAGAAGACUCAGGAGUAGACCCCGGAGAUGUAUCGUGGCUUGACCAAGAUGAGGAAGAAGAAACACCCCGCGUAAAAACCGUCAACAGCAGAGUGCGACCAAGAGCGCGACUACAGGGUACCUCGGAGCAGUCUGAAUUGGACGGCAUGGGCGCUGCAUUCCGCAAACCGGCGAACCCGUCGACUUCCAACUCUAGUAAGCAAUGGUAUGCUCAGGAGCACAAAUCGCGAAAUGCAGGAACGUCGCGGUCAGUUGGAGGGUCUGCGAUCACAGGACAUGCAAAGGCUAAGCCAAAGACUGGCACUAGCACCGUGCGCGCCGGCUCGAUCGCUAAGCGCGCUGGUGCGUCUUCUUCCUCGACAUCAACGGGGAGCAGAAGUGUCAAGGCUGCGCCGAGUAUGUUAUCGGCAGCAAUCUCAGACAAAAGUCGCCACUUUGCAUGA